AACAUGGCAGAAGAUUUAUCGAUCAAUAAAAAUAAGAUAUUCACCCAACGGUACGGCAACAGUAAUAACGAUAUUUGUCGGCUGUGUUUGAAAAAUGAAGCCCACAUGGAACCGCUGUUCUAUUCGAACCUUUUUCCCAACAUUUUACUCACGAAAAAGAUAUACGAUUGCACUUCCAUCCAGAUAAUCUACGAGCGCAACUUGCCGAUGUUUGUGUGCAAACUUUGCGCCAACAAGCUGGACGAGUACGUGCGGUUUCGGGACCGGUGCAUAGCAAAUGAUGAAUUUCUACGCAAUGCUCUGGCGGCAUUCGAUGCCAACGGUGGAAGCUGUUCGAGUGGGAUUAAGAUGGAACCGGAAGACACAUCGCCACCUCCACCGUUGCCACCGACAGCACCGACAACGGCAAAGUUUGCCCACUGCCUUGCGGUAACGCCGAUGGAACUAAACUGUGCCCUUGUUGCGGCUGCUGCCGUUGCAGCCGGUCACCAGAGCAGCAAGCGCGAGCCACCGGAUGUGGAGGAAAGCCAUGAAAGAUAUGGUUCCGGUGCUGUCUCUCCCGACCGAUCGAGCUGUGGACGAAUGGCAAUGGUAGACGAGUUGCCAUCCCUGAAACAAACGCACGACGAUCGAUAUCGGAGUGGCGAAGAGGAGGACGAUCUACCUGCUGACGAUGCGUACGGAGAACCAAACCCCGGUGCCAAGCAGUACGUGUGCGAGGUGUGUUCGAAAUCGUUCAGAAUCCGCCAUCAUUUGCUUGUGCAUAGGCACACGCACGUGGACAAUCAUGCAGCGCCGACCAACGGAUUGCUGCACGGUGGAUCGGACUUUAAUGGCGGCGUAACCGGUAGCGGGAAACAGUCGUAUAAUUGUCCCAAAUGCGCCAAAGUGUUCGUCAACAAGGGUAAUCUGCUGAACCAUCUCGAGACGCACACGAACGAGAAGAGCUACGCGUGUGAUAUCUGCACGAAAACGUUCAAGUACAAUGUGCAGCUGCGGUUGCAUAUGCGCAUCCACACCGGCGAACGGCCGCACAAGUGCGAGAUAUGUAAUCGCGGAUUUUCGCAACUUUCAAAUCUGCGUUCCCACCGAAAAACUCACUCCAAAGUCAAACCGUACAAAUGCCAUUUAUGCCUCAAAAGCUUCACCAUGCUGGACAACCUUACCGCGCACAGUGCAAAAUGUCUGAAGGACAAGUUCCGCUGCACGCUCUGUUCGAAAUCGUUCGCCAAGGAGGGUAACCUCCUGUCGCACCUGCAGUCCCACACCGAUGGCAUUGUGGAGAAGAUGUUCAAGUGUGAAAUGUGUCCGAAAAGUUUCAAAAACAAGGAGGACUGGAAACGGCACGUGCGUGUUCAUACGGGCGAAAAACCGUACACUUGCGAUAUCUGCUCGAAAGGGUUCGCCCAAAAGGCGAAUCUACUCUCCCACCGCAAAACGCACCUGAAGCCAAACGUGGUGUACAAAUGUGAACGCUGUGCGCGUACGUUUCGAUCCCAGAAAGUCCUCCAGCUACAUGUGCCCAAGUGUUCCGGCAUUGGUGUGAGUGAUGGGACGAGUGUUCCUUCCGCUCCAGCUACACCGGUGUCGGAAUCGGUUCCGGAUUCUCCGAGUCCGGGAACGGCCGUCACCCAGUCGAACACGGCAUCCUCUACCGUGGCUUCGGCAAACGACACGCCCACACUAUCGGAAGCUCUAUCCGAUCUGUUGCGGUACGAAAUCGCGUUACGAGCACCGCUGGAACUGCAGCAAAUGCUGCUCGGGCACAUUGAUCGCAAGAAGCCACAAAAUGGAACUGGCGGCAAAGCGACCGGACGGCGCUACAGGUGUGAUGUGUGCUUCAAGGGCUACUCCCAGUAUCCGUCACUGAUCAAGCAUCGAAAGCUACACUUCAAGGUACCUCCACUGGUAAAGGUUCUGGCGGGUAAGGGAAAGCACGACGCCGACUACGAGGACCACGAGGAACCACGGGAUGCGGGAUGUGACGAGCAUGCGACUGAUGGCCGACACCUAGACGGGACGACACCACCACCGGAGCCGCACGAUCCAAUCGAGCGGCCGUACAGCUGUGAUAUAUGCGGCGGAAGAUUUGAGGCGGCAUCUGACCACCCACCCGACCGAUGCCGGCAGGAGCUUCAGCUGCGAGUACUGCUCGAACCGGUUCCGCUCGAACGAGGACCUGAAGCGGCACCGACGCUCCCACACCGGCGAGCGGCCCUUCCGCUGCCCGCACUGCCCGAAAGCGUUUACCCAGCAGUCGAACCUUCGGGCCCACGCGAGGAUCCACGAGCGCUAGUGAGCGUGCCACAACCGGUGCCAAUGCUGGAUGCUGGGAGCAGAGCGUUACUGCAACCGGUAACAACGGUCGAACCGGCAUGCGUAACAUAACGGUUUGAUGUACCGGAAAGGGAAUUAGGAUCAUUUUUGGCUGCCGGAAACAGCACGUAGGAGUAUUUGAAUGAGUUUCGUUUCUAUUUUCAAACGAUACAGUUAACCCAUUGUUUUCUUUCCUAUUGGAUGGUGUGUUGUGUUAGUCAAUGUGUUUUUUGCCCGAACAUGUGCAAUUGUGAUUAUUGUAGCCGGUAGAGGAAAUAAAUGUUGUUUCGUGUAUCUUCCUGGUGUACCCAAACCAGCUAUGUUA
Messenger RNA from Anopheles maculipalpis, 2641 nucleotides. RefSeq names its product zinc finger protein 227-like. The transcript is spliced from 5 exons. Gene Ontology annotation, cellular component: nucleus. NCBI's taxonomy places the organism in Eukaryota, Metazoa, Arthropoda, Insecta, Diptera, Culicidae. The coding region runs from base 4 to 2388 and encodes 794 amino acids. Gene Ontology annotation, molecular function: zinc ion binding. The record is from RefSeq and is a predicted model, not a curated record.